This is a messenger RNA of Aegilops tauschii subsp. strangulata, 936 nucleotides long. RefSeq lists its product as uncharacterized. Lineage: Eukaryota; Viridiplantae; Streptophyta; Magnoliopsida; Poales; Poaceae. The record is from RefSeq and is a predicted model, not a curated record.
CUGUAGAUGCUCCAACCUUCCUUCCCAUUUCCUACAAACACUUCUCUGCCUCCUCUUCCUUCACCCCCUUCCGGCGCCUCCAAACCCUAGCCCGUCGAGCCAGCCGGAAGAAGCGGCGAGACAUUAUGGGGUGGGCCGCGCGGUUCCUGACUGCGGUCUCAUUCCUCGCCGCGGGCGUCCUCUUCGCGCCGGACGCGCUCUUCGGCGGGGCCCCCGGCCGCCCAGCCGCGGGCGUCGCGGCGGCGAGGCUGGCCCAUGUACUCUGCUUCGCCACCGCAUGGGGAGCCGCGCUCUGGGUCACCUUCAUCGGCGGCAUCGUCAUGUUCAAGCAUUUGCCAAGACACCAGUUCGGGAGUCUGCAAGGGAAGAUGUUCCCAGCAUACUUCAUGUUGAUAUCGGUGUGUUCAGCUAUAUCGGUUGCAGCAUUUGCAUACCUCAACCCAUGGAAGACAGCAUCAACUAUUGAGCGUUACCAGCUUGGUUUCCUUCUUGCUGCCCUCGGUUUUGACCUGUCCAAUCUUCUGGUCUUCACCCCCAUGACUAUCGAGAUGAUGAUGAAGAGGCACAAGAUCGAGAAGGAUCUUGGCAUCGGUGGUGAGGUGGGACGGUCAAGGAAUGCCGAGUUAGCAAAGACAAACCCUGCACUCGCAGCGAUGAACAAGAAGUUUGGGAUGAUCCACGGGCUGUCGUCCCUGGCAAACAUCAUGGCAUUCGGCAGCCUGGCCAUGCACUCAUGGUACCUAGCGAGCAAGCUCGAGUUGUGACUGUUGAAAGUUAAGUGAUGAGUCCAUGUAAUGACCUCUCUUCUCAGCUGGUGACAGGAGCUUAUAGUCUAGGCUGUCUACAGCUAAAGAAAGAGUAGUGUGAAAACUUUGCAUCUGAUGUUGUGACUUGGGAUAAUAAUGUACAGAGUGCAAGGAGUGUCUAGCUGUUUAA